AUGCAAAAAAGGUCGACGACUUUCGACCGAGAUUAUUUAUUCAGAGAGCUUUUCGUUAAUGUCCCGGAAUACCGACGUGUGACAUUGGCCAUCGAAGAAACGAAGAGUUAUCGCCGGUUGCGCAACGUCCAACAUCCGGCGACGACGAUACGACGAUACGACGACGUGACGACGCGACGCCGGCUCAACGCGCCGGAGGCAACGAACAUC
Iphiclides podalirius (scarce swallowtail) is the source of this 210-nucleotide messenger RNA. NCBI's taxonomy places the organism in Eukaryota, Metazoa, Arthropoda, Insecta, Lepidoptera, Papilionidae. The record is from the annotation of a GenBank genome assembly.